GAUUCGCAAAGAAGGACCCUUUUUUUUUCAUCCUGCCAGCAUCAUAACUCCUUCCAUGCUAGGCGAUUGGAGCGGGCUAUGCGGUGGUGUUCAAGUGUAUAAGAAUCAAGAUGAUAAGGAUGUCAUUUUGCCAGGCAGGUUCUGUUGUCUAUAAACCACCAACGUAUCAACAUGUCGUCUUCUCACCUUCAUCUGAGCCCACCUUUUCGUGCCGAGCAUGUUGGUUCACUGCUGCGUCCCACUGCGCUCUACCAAAAGCGAAGUGAUUUCGAAGAGAAGAGGUGUACACUUGCGGAUCUCGCUGCAGUAGAAGAAGAUGCUAUCCGAAAAUCUGUAAAGUUACAAAAAGAUCUCGGUAUCAAGACUAUCACAGAUGGUGAAAUGAGAAGGGGCAUGUUUUUUCAAGGUGUCUUCGACCGUAUGGAAGGCAUGACAUCUAUUCCCAAUCGUCCUAUUGAAACUUUCAAGCCCUACAUUCCUCAUAUAGCUUUGAUGUACGCGCAUGGCGUAAAGGAAGAGGCGACGAUUUUCUGCACAGGUAAAAUCAAAAGGACCAAACCUUUCUAUGUUGAGGAUUUCAAGUUUCUCAAGACUCUUGUUUCCCCUGAGGAAGUAAAAGACCUCAAGGUCACUAUCGUUUCGCCUUCGUGGUUUCAUCAACGUCAUGGAUCGGAUCUGACCUACGACUUAAAUGUGUAUAAGAAUGACACUGAGUACUUCGAUGAUGUGGGCAAGGCAUUCAGAGAAGAGAUAGACGAACUUUAUACCCUUGGAUGCCGCCAUAUUCAAAUUGACGAUCCUACGUUUUGUUACUUUUGUUCAGAAGCCAUGAUAACGGGGAUGGAAGCUGCUUGCGUGGACCAUGAAGCCCUUCUAGAUAGCUACAUCCGCGCGAUCAAUGUGUGUGUCAAAGGUCGACCGUCUGAUUUACGAAUCAGUGUGCACACGUGUCGAGGCAAUUUUGGGGGUCUGCAUUUCACUGAAGGCGCAUAUGACCGCAUUGCUAGCAAGCUUUUCAACACGCUGGAUGUUGACACUUUCUACCUUGAAUACGACAGUCCUCGUGCUGGUAAUUUCCAAGCGCUGAAACACCUACCUAAAAAUAAAGUUGCUGUCUUAGGGCUUGUGACUACAAAGAGCCCUGAGAUGGAGAACGCUGCAGAAUUGAAAGCUCGGGUUGAAGAAGCAGCAGAGAUAAUGACUCACGGCUUCCCAAAGCGCUCCAAAGAAGAAGCUCUUAACCAGUUAUGUAUCAGCACGCAGUGCGGAUUCGCGUCUAUUUGGCAAGGAAAUCCAAUCACCGAAGAGGACCAAACGAAGAAACUGAAGUUGCUCGUCGAUGUUGCAAAGCAAAUAUGGUCCGACUAG
Messenger RNA from Serpula lacrymans var. lacrymans S7.9, 1368 nucleotides. RefSeq lists its product as uncharacterized. The transcript is spliced from 12 exons. Bases 172 to 1368 code for a protein of 398 amino acids. The record is from RefSeq and is a predicted model, not a curated record. Lineage: Eukaryota; Fungi; Basidiomycota; Agaricomycetes; Boletales; Serpulaceae. Gene Ontology annotation, molecular function: zinc ion binding; 5-methyltetrahydropteroyltriglutamate-homocysteine S-methyltransferase activity.